Messenger RNA from Adineta steineri, 1263 nucleotides. The record is from the annotation of a GenBank genome assembly. NCBI's taxonomy places the organism in Eukaryota, Metazoa, Rotifera, Eurotatoria, Adinetida, Adinetidae.
AUGUAUCCAAUGUCAACAAUCACCACAGGAUUAUCGAAAUUUCAAACGACAACAAUAGAAUCGAAUCUAUUAUCAUCACAAAUAGAUAAAGCAACUAUUGUUCGUAUUCGACUUGUAUUUCUUCGAAUAGGUGAAAUUGAUACAUUAAAUGAAAAAUAUCAAGCACAUGUAUCUAUUGAAUCUCGUUGGUCUAUUUUAUUUGAAAAAUUUUCAUAUAAUUUAUCAUCAGAUGAUCAACAACGUUUAAAUAAUGGAAAAUCAGUUUCUCUUGAAAAAUAUUCACAAUCUUAUUGGCAUCCACAACUUUAUAUUGAAAAUGGUCUAGGUGAUUUAAAAGAACAAAUAAAAUAUAGUGCAAAAUUAAAUAAAGAAAAUCACACAAUAGAUAUUUGUGAACAUCGAGAUAUAAAAGGAUUUUUUUGGGAAAAACUUGAAUUACAACAUUUUCCAAGUGAUAUUCAAGGUUUAUCAGUUUCAAUAACUUCAAUGUUUUUUACUGAUAAAGUUAUUUUAACGGCUGAUCCAAACUAUUUUAGUGGAAUUAAUAGAGAAGCAUUUGUUGAUCAACAAGAAUGGUCUUUAUAUGAACAUAUUGAUACAAAACAAAGAUAUAUCAAUGAAUUUCUCUUUCAAACUAAUGAUGAUGAUGAUGAUGAUCAAGAUAAUGAUAAUCAACAAAUAACAAAUAAUACAGAAAAUCGAAAACGUUCAAUUUUAACAGUUACUUGUCAUGCGGCUCGUCAGUCCGAAUAUUUCUUUUGGAAUGGAUUUUGUCUUAUUUUUUUAAUUACUCUUUUGUCUUUUUGUACUUUUGGAAUACCAUUACAAAAUUUAGUAAAUCGACUUCAAGUAACAUGUACAGUUGUUUUAACAUCAAUUACAUUUCGUUGGACAGUUAAUCGAUCACUUCCAACAAUUUCUUAUUUAACAUCAUUAGAUAAAUAUGGAUUAUUAUGUAUAUUUAAUCUUAUUUUUCAUGCAAUAUGGCAUAGUAUUAUUAGUGUUAUUGCAUGGGAAUCUACAACAAAUUAUUCUGUAACAAAAAAUUCAUGGAUUAUGUAUUUAGAUCGAGGAGCUUUUUGUGUUUUUUUCAGUUUUUUUAUUAUUUUACAUAUUGGAAUGAUUAUAUGGUUUUAUCGUGUUCCAUUCAAACUUCGUAGACAAAUGAAACAAAAAGAUGAUCGAUAUAGAAUAUUAAUACAAGAGAAGAAGAAUCAAUCUAUUAAACAAAUAGUUUUCACAGAUUUAGCAACACAGUUUUAA